UCAUUGAUGCAUCAAUGUUAGUAUCGAUAUUAUUAGUUUUCACAGCUCUAAUAAAUAAAAGUAGUACUUAAUAUUAUUAACAAUAAUCGGACUCAUAAAAAGUGAGGCCAUUUUCCGGUUUGACUGAUUAAGCUCUGUGGUUCGAAAAUAAUGGGAAAUUGUUUAAAAAUGGGCAACUCAGAUGAUAUUUCACUUUUAAGAGGUAAUGAAAGCUUUAACAGGCAAAUCAGCACUUCGCAUCCAAUUUAUCACCUGGAUGAGCAAGACCAGCGAAUGUACUAUCCAACUUCAACCGUUUCAAUUAAUAACUCAACAUCAACGGCUCAUCAGAUUUUGGAAGAUGGUCAAGUGAGGAUAGCCAAGCGGAUUGGUUUAAUGCAACAUUUGCCAAUAGGAACAUAUGAUGGAUGCUCAAAAAUGUCAAGAGAGUGUGUCAUUUGCAUGGCUGAGUUUAAUGUUGGGGAAGCUGUGCGUUAUCUUCCUUGCAUGCACAUUUAUCAUGUUAACUGCAUAGAUGACUGGUUAUUAAGAAGUCUUACUUGUCCUAGUUGUUUAGAACCUGUUGAUGGUGCCUUAUUAAUAAGCUACGACACAACAUAGUAGUGUUUUAAUCUGAAUUUAUUUUUAAAACACUUUGUUAAAUUUUAAGGGAAGUUAUGAAAUUCAAUUUCAGCUGAUAAAAUUGCUUCAUAUAAUAUGUAGAUCUUUGUUAUCAUUUUAAAUAUUUUAUAUAGUCAUCUGUAUAGCUGCUCCAUACUUAUUAUUUACGAAAUGUAAUUUGGAAAUGUAAUUAUCUUGAGGACAAAAAUGAAUUGUAAACUAUAUAUAUUUAAAAUAAUAUAAUAUAAUAUAUAUUAAAACUAUAAUAAUUCAAA
Molecule: messenger RNA, 875 nt
Organism: Drosophila bipectinata
Lineage: Eukaryota; Metazoa; Arthropoda; Insecta; Diptera; Drosophilidae
Gene: Rnf11
Product: Ring finger protein 11
Biological process (GO): ubiquitin-dependent protein catabolic process
Cellular component (GO): ubiquitin ligase complex
Molecular function (GO): ubiquitin protein ligase activity
Source: RefSeq, a predicted model, not a curated record